CCGCGUGCGCCAUUUUGACGCGUCUUCAGUCCUCCAGGAAGAUGGCGGUCGCACUUUGUUUAUUUUUACUGUGUUAAAACUUAAAUAUCGCUCGUCAUCGCCGAGUAUCACUGAAGAUAAAGUCUGCUGUUGUAGAGGCGCCGCACGAAGGCUAGAAAUGACAGCACAGAUCCGCAGGAAUAGCAAACUUAAUACAUUAGUGACAAAGCUUCAUGAGUAUCUGGCUUAUUUAUCUGAUGAAGAAAGUAGCGGCCCCGGUCCUGAUGAUUCUAAUGGAAAAAAGAGCAGUGAUGUCACAGAUUUAUUCAUCACCGAUAACACCAGAGAACAGCCUUGCAGCUCAACGGAUAGUGGGAAACACUCGGCACGUUCAAAGAGGAAACCUUCUGUUACCACGAAGAACACUGGAUUUAAUGAAUCUGCUGCUUUUAGAAAAUGUGAUGAGUCAUUCAUGAAUGAAUCUAUCCAUGGUUCAGAGAGCAAUGUUGAUGUAAACAGUUUACCUAAAGGUACUGUGAUAGUACAGCCAGAGCCUGUGGGAAAUGAAGAUGACUUCAGGGGUCCUGAGUUUCGAAGCAGAGGAACCACCAAGCUAAAAAGUGAUGUUUUGCGCAAAAGAGGUGAGCACUUCCAGAUUGUAAGCUGCACUGCUUGUGGACAGCAGGUCAACCAUUUCCUGCGAGACUCCCUUUAUCAACACCCUAUCCUCAAAGUGCUUAUAUGCAAGUCCUGUUUCAAGUACUACAUGAGUGAUGACAUCAGCAAGGAUGUGGAUGGCAUGGAUGAACAGUGUCGGUGGUGUGCUGAGGGUGGAAACUUGAUUUGUUGUGAUUUCUGCAGUAACGCCUUCUGUAAAAAGUGCAUUCUGCGUAAUUUGGGCCGUAAAGAGCUUUCAGCUAUCUUAGAUGAGGAAAACAAGUGGUACUGCUAUGUAUGCAGUCCAGAACCCCUCCUGGAUCUAGGGUUUGCCUGUCAUAAUGUGCUGCAAACCAUGGGACAAAUCUGGAGCCAGCAACGAAAAAGGGGCAAACUAGAGAACGAAAAAGCAGCUGGAGAUGAUGGAAUCCAUAAAAACUUCCAAAAGAACAAGGCAACUUUUCAAGGGAAGGGACACAGCAUUGACAACCACGGAUGCCGUCCUACAGUGGUUGCCAACCAAGAGCUGAUGGUACCAAAAGAACUGGCUAAAAAAACAAAAAACCUUGUUGAAGCCACAUCUGCUUUGAACAAUAUGUUUCUAAAAUUAUUGCAGCAGAGCACAGAAAACCAAACAACCGUUGCUGUUAAGUUGAGCCAGCUGAAGGCCUUCAAAGGAGUGUUAGCUGCUCUAAAAAACGUCCACAGUGCCUUGGAGGAGGCUUUGGAGCAGGAAUACCUGGAGUCCGUACUGCAGAGUGGAGAGGAGACCGUACACAACAUCACUAAUGAUGAAAACCCAAAUGCCAGUUACGGGCAGGGAACUUCUAAAUUUUCACAUAACCAUGCCGAAAAGAAAAGCAAGAUAAAUCAUUUAAUGAAACUUGCCGAUGAAGUCAGUAUGGAAAAUAUUACAGAAGGUGCUGUUGCAGAGAAUGAUAGAUUGGAGAAAAGCUCACAAAGCCCAAUUCAGAAAGGUGGUGGACUGACGAAUGUCCAAGACGCAACUGAAGGGACAUCUGCCAAAGUAACAGGAUGGAAGCCACCCACAGUGCCGUGUGAAACAUCCCUUGGUGUUGCCACUGUUUCACCCAGUCUUCCUGAGAAACAAUAUGAGGUGCCUGAAUCUUCAGAAAAUGCCCUAGGGACAGCACAAAAGGGCUCCGCCAAUUACAGGACAUUUUUAGAGUUGAACCCAGGUCCAUACAGGGUUACAAAAAAAUUGGUUGUGAGACUGACACCUGUUCAAUUGCAAAAAUCUUAUGAAUCUAGUCAUUUUAAGAAGGACAAAGAAAAUAAGAAUGAGGACAGUCACGAGGGAGUGGAUUUCACUGAAGGGCCGUCCGUGGAGCGUGUUCUGCCGAUGGAAAAUGAGCAAGAUAGUAGGCGUUUACCAAGGGUGAAGAUCACGCCUUUGCGGAGGCAAGUGGACAGUAAGGCCAACCUGACAUGCACACAGGGUAACAGUGACAGUGAUGUCGAUGGGGACACGCAAACAGAAGUCCAAGAUGCAUAUAACAUGCCAAAUGGAAAGAAAAAGGGCAGGAUGGUUCCUCCUGUCCUACAGACGCUUGCUUCAGAGGUAGAGAGUGGUAAUGAGGACGGUCUGCAAAUAGUCAAGAGGAAGUGCCUAUUUGGACUGAACAGGAAUUCCCUGCAGUCUCCUGACAAGACGAGCCUAAAACGCAAGCGGAAGGUUAGCUUAUCCGACUCUGAACACAGUGAAUUCACUACGACUAAGAACACAGUGAAGAAAGGGAGACCCAAGAAUGAUUAUACUUCCAGUAAUGAAUCAGAUCUUGAGACGGAAACUGGAAACCUGGGAAAGCAUCGUGUACUUAGGAAUAACAGGAAAAUUAAUGACACUGGAAAUGAAUUAGAUGGUGCACAGGAAAAAGAUUUCCAGAAAGUGAUGAAGACUAGAAGGCCUGCAGUAAACUCUAAAAUGUUUCAGCUUAAAGUUAAGCAUUCAUCAGAAGAGUGUAAAUGUUCUUCUUUUGACAUCCAUGAUGAUGAGGAAAGAAUAUGUACAAUUGAGGACCCUGUUGGCGGUGGUGAUCAAAAUAUGAAACCCAUCACAAAACGGACAAAUGUAUUGGAGACGGGCACUUUCCACCAGGCGCCAGAGGAUGAACCAAAUGUUCAAGCUGCCCUUGAUGUUGAUGGUGAUGAUCUGGAGAACCAUGGUUUGAAGAAGGUUGACACACCAAUUAUAACACACCUUAAAUGUGGCAGCAGAGCUAAGGAGCGGAUUACCAAGCACAGCAGCAAAACUGGGACUGCCUGCACUGUAAAGACCCGAUCUCAAACAACACCUCAAAAAACAUAGCCAGCCAGCAAACGCCCUCACAUCUUGCUCUGUAAUCGGUGAUCAUCACAAUGGCUGUUUCACACAUCUCAUAGUUUGUCUAUGCCAGUAUCACCAUAAACUGCUUUAUAAAGUGCACAAUUCAUAAUAUUCCUGUUAAUUAGAAAAUGACUAAAAUUGAACCAAAGUGGAAACCUUUUUUGGACAGUGUGUCAUUCCCUAACUGCAUUUGGUUUGCAUGUAGAGAUGUAACACUUGUGAUAAAUAUCCAUAUAUUUUUUUUUCCAUAUCCAUUGUCUCAUUGGUUUUGUAUUCAGAGUUGUGACUUUCUUCUUAAGGUUUUUCUUUAUUUAUGUGUGGAAGAUGGGUGUGCUGUGUAAAUUCACUAUGAACUCCCAUUACUAGAAUGCUGCAUACUGUGUAAACUGAAAUUUCAUGACUUGUUACUUCUCAGGAUUUACUGCAGCUCAAGUAUUGCUGCAUGUGAUCUCCAUUCUACAAAAUUCUAUUUCUGUCCCCAGAAUAGUCAUUCAAUUUUUUUUUCCAAAAAUCAGUUUUAUUUGGAAAAACACCUUUCAUUCCCCUGACUUGAUUUACACUAAUUAAAUGAAUGGCUGCAUAUUUAUUUAAAAUAUAACAAAUUAUUUUGGCACACAGUUAUGUCUGUGUGCCAAAAACAGUUAUGUCUAGAUCUGUAGCUAACUAGCCUGAAAAUUUAUCUAGUAUAGCUAGGUAAUUGCUUGCAAGCCAAAGAAACCAAGCACAUUGUUUUCUUUUCAAUCUUCUGCUCAUUGAUAAGAAAAUUAAACAUGCUUUUCCACAGACAGUGAAUGCAUACCAUCUGGCAGGCUGACGGAUUAAGGUUGUGAACAAACAGUUCUCAAACUCUACUUACAGGUACCAAGCUACCUAUAGCCAGUAGCAUGUUUACCUAGUUGGCCAGUAGUUGACUUGCUGUUAUUUUUGUAUAAUUUCUUAAUUUCAUUUUUAAGCAACACAAUGGUUUUCAAAUUGGAAAAAAGUAUUCCUGCUGCUGUCGUGUUUUUUAUUUUUACCUUUUAUUUUAUGAUCGUUGCUUUCCUCGAAAUUUCUCCAUCUGAUAUUUCACAAUACUUACUGCCUCACAGUACUUCCUUGAUCACUUGUAUUUUAGAAUGUAAGAUUUUUUUUGUGCUUUUCUGAUAAAUGCAACCAGACAUGCCUUUCAUAUUGAAGGUUACUAUAAUGUAAAUUCAGUAAGGUAUUUAAAUGUAAUUUGUUUGUAUGCAUUAUUGGUAGUACUGAAAUCUGUAAAUGGGAAAACUCCAUUAGGUUUUUGAAAUUUUUCUGUUUUUGUUAAAUUGUACAUUAAUCAUUUCAUUUAUGUUUCUCCAUUGUACCUGUCUGAGGAAUUUUUUGGGGAAACUAUCGUAGUCCUCUGUCUUAUUUACUGUUUCUUGGGUGGCCUAACAAAUGUAUGUCACCCACACUUGACUGAAGAUGAUUAUUAUGUUGCUAUUUAUGAUCUCUUUGUAAAAUGGAGUUUUGUGAAUAGGCCCAACCACAGAUCCUUUUGUUACCAUUAAACAGAUUGUUAUUGUUUAAUUCUGGGAGAUCUUUAAAUGACUGUAAUUAUUAAAAAUUGACAGUUUCUUUAAUACUAAAGUAACUGUCUAGAAAGUUUAGUUCUUUGUAGGUUGUAAUGGCAUCCUGUUAAUUCUAACAGUUUGGGUGAUGACAGUUUGGCAAUUUCUUACUGCAGUAAUAAAUGAAACCUCAAUGCAUACUUAUUUGAAGAAGUUGACUGAAAUGUCUAUGCAGACAUGCUUAUUUAUGUUUCUUAACUUGUUUAAACUGAUGUGUUAAUUGAUGCACCUCUACAUGGCAAAACACAAUAUCACAGUGUUUAGAAAGCCAGAUGGGUAACAAAAUGAAACUUUUUAUUUAAUACAUUUAGAAACAAAUGUUACAAUCCAAAACGCAUGUGAAUUAUUAUAUAACAUUUAUAAUACAGAAUGGUAUAUAGAAGUACAUUAAUGUAUAUGUCCAAUAAAGUUGAAAGAUUGGAACACA
This is a messenger RNA of Paramormyrops kingsleyae, 4996 nucleotides long. RefSeq names its product transcriptional regulator ATRX-like. Gene Ontology annotation, cellular component: pericentric heterochromatin; nucleus. The record is from RefSeq and is a predicted model, not a curated record. Gene Ontology annotation, biological process: replication fork processing; chromatin remodeling. Gene Ontology annotation, molecular function: chromatin DNA binding. NCBI's taxonomy places the organism in Eukaryota, Metazoa, Chordata, Actinopteri, Osteoglossiformes, Mormyridae.